AUGACCUCAGCAAAGCUAGUCGCUGCCAUAGAAAAUGCCUGGACGAAAACCAAGCAAACCAGGCCGUAUCCUCUGCUUUUGACAACUGCAGUCGCACUAAAAUGGGCCUUGCUCUCCCCAGUGGCCCCCCAUAUUGCGCUGAUUGGCUUCAAAUACCGCCAGCCACUCCUGCUGGCAAGUGUGGUCAACUAUGUGCAGCUCCCAGAUACAGACCGUGAUAGAAAGGUCGGCUACGGUCUGAUCGGAGCAACAGCUAUCGUGUACAUUGGAAUAGCAGUGAGCACUGGACUUUACAAUCUCAAAGUAUGCCGAUCCACCGUCAUGAUACGCGGCUCGCUUGUGAGCAUCAUCUACCGCAAAACGUUGAGACUACAUCUCAACGAAGCCAAAUCUUCCGCCGCAUUAACUCUGGCUAGUUCAGACGUGGAUCGUAUUGGCCUAACCGUUGAAAGUGGCCAUGAGAUCUGGGCCAGUAGCAUUGAAACCAUAUUAGCCCGCGUGCUGCUGCAACGGCAAUUAGGCUGGGCCAGUAUUGCCCCUGUAUUACUCGCUUUGCUGGCUACCACCGCAAAUACGCGAAUUGCAAAGUAUGUCCCACGGCGCCAACGGGAAUGGGGCGCUGCGAUCCAGAAGCGGGUAACCCUCACAUCAUCAGUCCUCAGAAACAUGAAAAGCGUCAAGAUGAUGGGCCUGCAGGAGACGAUUGCUCGGACGAUCCAAAGGGCCAGGGUCUACGAGCUGGAUCUGUCGAAGCGCUACCGGAGUUUCUUUGCGUACAUGGCCAUUAUCUCAACCAUACCUUUGCAAUUUUCUGCACCUUCGCCUUUGCCAUCUAUAUAUGGUGUCAACUCACACCAUGGACAUGACUCCAUCGCAGCACAAAUCUUCGCCUCACUUUCACUGACUCAGCUGCUCGCUACUCCAUUGCAAAAGGUCUUAUCGUCCAUUCCGUCAUUUGCAGGGUCCCUCGGUUCCUUCACACGUAUAGAGUCUUAUCUUAGGCUUGACGAUCGUGUCAAUGGCGGGGCUACCGACCUUGCAAAUAGCCGAGAGAGCGCGAAGGAGUCAACUAUAGAUGAAAACCAACUUGAAUUGGGGAACCUGGGGACGACAGGGAGAAGCAAAGCUAUCGGUAAACAUGCAAUUUCAGUGCAGCAGGCCGACAUCUCCUACUCCGCGGACUCGCAUCCAAUCCACCACAAACACAACUUUGAAAUUCGGAAAGGCCUCUUAAACGUAGUCGUUGGUCCUGUGGGUUGUGGAAAAACCACACUACUCGACGCUCUCCUCGGCGAGAUUACGAUUUCCGGUGGCAAAAUGAUGGUAGAUGAUUCUCCAAUUGCCUAUUGCCAGCAAACUCCCUGGCUCAUUAACGCCUCUGUCAAAGAGAACAUUCUGAAUCAAUCUCCGUACGACGAGCCUUGGUAUAAGAGGGUGGUAUGGUCCUGCGGACUGAACGAAGACAUUGAACAACUGCCUGAUGGAGAUGAUACUCUUGUUGGAAGCCGGGGAACCAUUCUCAGCGGUGGACAGAAGCAGCGACUGGCCCUCGCCCGGGCAGUCUACGCUCGAGCACCAUUAGUCGUCCUGGACGAUACCUUGAGUGCUCUCGAUGCGCGAACUGAGAGAGUGAUUUUUGAUCGUCUGCUGUCCAAAACGGGACUCUUCCAGCAGCUGGGAUCGACGGUCAUCCUGGUCACUCAUUCAGUGCAACAUCUUCGAUCUGCGGACAAUAUCAUUGCGUUGGAUUCCAAAGGACGUGUCGAACAACAUGGCUCAUUCACAGAGCUUAGCGGUCAAGAGGGACCCGUUCGACGCCUGCUAGCUGAUUGUCCUCCAGACAAGAGCAGUGCAGAAACUAACAGCUUGGAACCGGCUUCUGGUUCAGGGUCUUUAAGCCAAGCUGGAGCCGGAGCAAAUGCAUUGCCGCGUGCUGCUACUAUCACGUGCGUAAAAAGGAAGCCUAUAUCCGAUGCAGCUGUCUUGAUGUAUUACCUGAAGUCCAUUGGAUGGUACCGCGCGUCGAUAUUUUUCCUUACAAGCCUGGUAUAUGUGGUUUGCACCAGCUUCACCCAAAUCUGGGUCCAGUGGUGGACGGAAUCUAAGAAUCGCGGUGAUGGGUCCUUCGUAGGGGUCUAUUUUGCUCUGGCAGUUGGAGCCAUCGUGAACUAUAGUUCGUCCAUCUGGUGCAUGAUGAUCACUAUCGUGCCCAUUUCGGCAGCGAAACUGCACUGGCAGCUCCUUGAUUCCGUUAUUCAUGCGCCCGUGUCAUUCUUCUCAUCUGUAGAUUCGGGGAUCACCCUCCACCGAUUCAGUCAGGACAUGUCACUGAUCAAUAGUCGCCUACCUGUAUCUACAAUGCAGGCAACACCGAUGGCCUUCCAAGCGCUAGCACAGAUCGCCCUUAUAACCGUUGGGUCUACCUACUUGGCCAUUGCUAUUCCCUUGUGCCUCGGUGCAACCUGGACUCUACAACGAUUUUACCUUCGAACGUCGAGGCAACUCCGCUUACUGGACCUUGAAUUGAAAUCUCCCUUGUCCUCAAGCAUCUCCGAGACUCUCGAAGGUCUCCCAACAAUCCGCGCCUUCGGCUGGCAGGAGAAAUUCGAACGACGGAAUCAGGAACGGCUAGACGCCUCGCAGCUCGGGGCACUGGCUAUUCUGCUGGUCAGCCUGGCGACUCAGUUGCCGGGCAGCACAAGCGGGGGCCGUCUGGGUGUUGCGAUGCUCAACAUCCUCGGUUUCAGUCAGAGUUUGUCUCAGUUCAUCUUCUUCUACACGGACUUGGAGACUUCGUUGCAAGCGGUUUCCCGAGUUAAGGAGUUUGUGGAAACGACCGUGUCGGAAGAAGCGAGCCCCAGGUCUCUGACUCCACCGCCAGAAAACUGGCCUGCUCGCGGCGCGGUGGAGUUUCGUGAUAUCACGGCUUCAUAUGCUAGUGACACGGAAAACGCUGUUCUCAAGCGUCUUUCACUGAUCAUCCAGCCUGGGCAAAAGGUCGGAAUAUGUGGCCGGACAGGCAGCGGCAAGUCCUCCUUGCUUUCUGCUCUGUUCCGCAUGAUUGAGCUUCGGAGUGGUAGCAUUACUAUUGACGGUAUUGACCUUAACAACAUAUCCCGGCUGGAGGUACGUUCACGGUUAAUUGCGAUCCCACAGGAUCCAUUCUUGCUACCUGGGACAGUCCGUUUCAAUACGUCGCCGGACGAAACAGUUGCAGACAACCAGAUCAUCAAAGCUCUCAAGAAAGUGGGGUUGUGGGAGCACGUUCAGAAGCGCGGUGGCCUUGACACCGAUAUCGAUAUUCUGGCUCUGUCACAUGGCCAGCAGCAGCUCUUUUGUCUUGCGAGGGCAAUGCUGAGGCCUGGCACUAUUCUCGUACUAGACGAGGCAACUAGUAAUGUUGACUGGGGAACUGAUGAGGUCAUGCAACGGGUUAUUCGAGAGGAGUUUGCGAAUAAGACGAUCAUCACUGUUGCGCAUCGCUUGAGAACUAUUCUGGACAGUGAUUUGGUGGUAGUGCUCGGUGAGGGACGUAUUCUUGAGGCAGGCCACCCCGGGGAACUGCUUGCGAGUCCGGGUCAUUUUCGCGAAUUGUGUAGUGCUCAAGGCAUCACCUUUGAGAGCAUCUGA
Aspergillus pseudoviridinutans is the source of this 3630-nucleotide messenger RNA. RefSeq lists its product as uncharacterized. Gene Ontology annotation, molecular function: ATP hydrolysis activity; ABC-type transporter activity; ATP binding. The record is from RefSeq and is a predicted model, not a curated record. NCBI's taxonomy places the organism in Eukaryota, Fungi, Ascomycota, Eurotiomycetes, Eurotiales, Aspergillaceae. Gene Ontology annotation, biological process: transmembrane transport. The transcript has 6 exons. The coding region runs from base 1 to 3630 and encodes 1209 amino acids. Gene Ontology annotation, cellular component: membrane.